Lolium perenne is the source of this 1340-nucleotide messenger RNA. The record is from RefSeq and is a predicted model, not a curated record. NCBI's taxonomy places the organism in Eukaryota, Viridiplantae, Streptophyta, Magnoliopsida, Poales, Poaceae.
CUUCGAGAGCAUAUUAUGAAAAAGUGCAACAUGGCCGCCAAACUAAAGUCAAUGGAGAUGGAAAUCUCUAAUGGUUUCCUCGUCCAUUUUAUUAUGUCAUCUUUGCCUCCCCAAUUUGAUCCAUUUAUGAUCAACUAUAAUGCGAUGGAUGUUAAAUGGGAGAUUGAUGAAAUGAUGGCGCGAUGUGUGCAAGAAGAAGAAAGGCUUAAGGCUGACAGAAUUGAUCAUGUUAAUCAGUUUGGUCAUUCACAAAAGAAGAAGUAUAGAAAAUUUGUGAAUGAAUAUGUGAAGCCCAAGCCUUAUAAGUUCAAGGAAAAAGGCCAAUCCUCAAAAGGUUCACAGCAAAAGAAGCCAGAAAAAGCGCCUAAUGCUGAAGGAAAUAAUUUCAAUGCUUGCCACUUUUGUGGAAAAGGUGGGCAUAGGCGAAAGGAUUGUUUUGGCUUCAAGAGAUGGCUCAAAGAAAGAGGGAUUCAAUAUGAGGAAGACCCUAAAAAGAGGGGAAAGAACAAUUAGAGUUGCUAAUGGUGUUGAAGCUUAUGCCGAGGCGAUUGGAGACUUCACUCUUACACUUCAUGGCGGUUUUAAGCUUCAGCUAAAUAAUGUUCUCUAUGUACCCUCAAUGAAACGGAAUUUAGUUUCCGUCUCAUGUUUAGAUGAUGACAGUUAUGAGUGUCACUUUGGGAAUAAGCAGUGUAUAAUUAUGUAUGACAAUAAUAAUGUUGGCCUUGCCUGUCGACACGACAAACUUUAUGUAAUUUCCCUUUGUGAUGAUAUAAAUAAUGUGGGUUCUACCUCAAAUAUAAAUGUCGGUACCAAACGCAAACGUAAUGAUAAUGAGACUUCUUCGAAAUUAUGGCACUAUCGUUUAGGCCAUAUUUCGAGGGGGAGGAUUGAGCGUCUCAUUAAAGAUCAAGUUCUUCCUUCUCUUGAUUUUUCGGAUGCGGAUGUUGAUCAUUGUAUCGAUUGCAUCAAAGGAAAAUAUGCCAAGAAAAUUAAGAAAGGUGCAAACCGAAGCACGGGAGUUUUGGAAUUAAUUCAUACGGAUAUAUGUGGUCCGUUUAAUGUGAGAUCGAUGGACGGUUAUAAUUCAUUCAUAACGUUCACUGAUGAUUUCUCCCGUUAUGGAUAUAUUUAUCAAAUCAAAGAAAAAUCAGAGGCAUUAGACAAGUUCAAGAUUUUCAAAGCUGAGGUUGAAAAUCAAUGUAAUAAAAGAAUUAAAGUUGUAAGAUCUGAUCGUGGUGGUGAAUACUACGGCAGACAUGCAACUUAUGGUCAAAUUCCUGGACCAUUUGCAAAAUUCUUACAGGAAAAUGGCAUUGCCGCCCAAUACUCAGCACCGG